AUGGAUCACAAUGACCCUCAUAAAUACGGAGCUUCUGAUUGUACUAGUGGAGCUUCUUUUUAUUUGGUUUCUCAAGGACAUUUAUCUGUAACUUCUCCUGAAACUCCUUCAUAUUCCUCUUCUACUAACAGAAACUCCGUUCUCUGGGACUUUCUUGGCGUUUGCUCCAACAACCCACCUCUUCGACCACCGCCUGUUAAUUUUCGCUCUUCAUUUACAGCACCCACAAACUUUCUUACUCUAAAUUCUGGAGGGGCUGAGGCUCAGCUUCACCACAUCCCUUCUAACCCUCGGCCUCCUAUUGCCCCUACUGUGCCUCCUUCUCCCGUUGGUGACAACCCCACUGGGCUUUUAUCCUCAUCCCGUCCACCCACCAAAGGGUGCAGGAGGAUCGACGGUGCCACUGCUGAAUAUCGUCAUCAACGAAAGUUGAGGAACCGAGGAGCGGCAGAGAGAUCUCGCGCGAGGCGAAAUGCAUACGAUAUGGAGCUAAAAGUAAAAAUUGCAAUGCUGAGGGAAGAAUAUGAGGAAUUAAAACGAAAGGAGGAGGAGCUCCGUUUGGCUCUUGAGGAAACCCGGCCAUUGAACCUUAGACGGUCCUUCAGUGCUCCUGUGUAA
This is a messenger RNA of Mangifera indica (mango), 618 nucleotides long. RefSeq names its product bZIP transcription factor 27-like. The transcript has 3 exons. Gene Ontology annotation, molecular function: DNA-binding transcription factor activity. The record is from RefSeq and is a predicted model, not a curated record. Gene Ontology annotation, cellular component: nucleus. Lineage: Eukaryota; Viridiplantae; Streptophyta; Magnoliopsida; Sapindales; Anacardiaceae. Bases 1 to 618 code for a protein of 205 amino acids. Gene Ontology annotation, biological process: positive regulation of DNA-templated transcription.